AUGGCGUCUUCCUCCGUCCAAGAUUCCUGGCUCAAUUCGAACAUUACCACUCCAACCCCAACUGCCUUCGACGAUCACGAGAUCCCACGUUCCAUCUCUCCUCUCUCAUUGUCUCAUAACUUCUAUCCUCCAGCUGCACCGCAAAGAUCUCCUCCAUAUCCAAGCCCUAAGUUAGCUCCGGAUCUCAAGAGAUCAAGAUCUAAAGACAGCAAGUACAGCAAAAAAGAAAUGGUAUAUCGAGCCAUCGAUGACAAGAUUGACUUGGUCAGAUUCUUGCAGGCGUAUGAGAGUAUACUUGCUGCUUUUGGUGUGAAGACCAGAGAAGUGAACGACGAAAGAGAGAAAGAGAAGCUGGACGUGGCGGAACGGAUUGUUUAUAGAUUAUUUUGGAAUGAUUUAAAAUAUGCGGGAAGUAGAGGAAGUGAAAGUGUGCCACUAACGCAUGUCAAGGCGAAAAAUCAGGUAGUGGAUACGGGUACAAGUGCCUCGCGGCUACUGAGAGUUACGCCAUCGGAAGUAGAUGCUAUAAAUGCAAUUGUGGAUGAAGCAUACGAAGGUCUUCGUAUGGCCACUGGACCGGUGAUUGAAAAUAUACUUAACAAGGGUAAAGUUACUUCAACUAUCACAGAGGUGAGAGAAGUGGGCGACGCGGCGGAUGAAAUUGAUCCAUUGGUAAAUGCAAAUGCAAAAUCUAUGAAUAGAAUUGUCGAGGAUGAUCUUGGUGUCGCUGCAGGACCACAAACUAACAUCAGUGCCGAAAAGAGCCAGAUCACCUCUGAGGUUACAGAAGUAGUUGAGGCACCUAUUGAGAUUGAUUUACCACUGGUGGGAUUCCUCAAAGAUGGAAGUUUGGAUGAAGAGCCUACUGUUUUCGCAAACCAUGUAGCCAAUAUCAUCGAUGAAAAGAAUUCGAUCUUCUCUACAAUUACAGAAGUCGCAGAAGCACCAAGAAGUUUUCGCCUAGCUAUAAGGUCUAAGUCGACUAGUGAUCUUACGGAUCCUCCUACAGUUAUUUCAAUCAAGUCGGAAGCCGAUAUAUCUAUAGAAACCCUUUACGAACAAUACAUGAAAAGUCCAGAGAUCCUACUCCUCGGACGAUGGGGUCGCGAGAGAUACAAUGAAUGGAAACGGGAAAUUGCUAAAGCUCAAAAUGAAAUCGCAAAGGAAGAAAUUUUUCGUCUGAUGGAAUUGAAACAACAACUCUUGCCGCUCGAAUCGGGAAAACAGCCUUACACCUACGGCUUCACAACAUUCACUCAAAACCAUAUAGAUUCUUCAGCUCUUCAGCUCUGGAGCUUCAAUCCAGUUGAAAGGACCGAAGAGCUUCUGGGUGUCAAGUUGCUGUGGAGAUAUGAAGCAUUCAUUCUCAAGAGCAUCACUGUGGAACCGCUAAGCCUUGAUGAUUUAGCUGCGGAUGAGACUAAAGGUCGCCGGGCACUGGAGAACGCAUAUAAAUUCCUCGGAUUUUGGGACUGGUCGGCUCGAUCUCCUUGCAAGGAAGGGGCGAAAGCAAAACCUAUGCAUCAAAUUUGCUUGCAAUGGCUUGAUCCUAAUAAUGUGUUCCGCAAAGCUCAUUUUCAAAAGAGAUCAGUUUCUAAUACGUCGGAAAAGAUUAAAAGAAAUCGUGAGGGUAGUGGCAGCAAGGAUGUCAGAAGUUGGAGGGAGAAACGCACGGUUAGUGGUGCGAAUUAUAUUGGGGGAAAGAAAAGGUGUGUGAGUGGGAGUUGGUAUGGAGGUAAGAAAAGAAAGAUUACUGGGAAUAGUGAUAUUGAGAGGAAGUAUGGGAUGAAAGAGAAUUUGAGUCAAGGACGACGGAUAGCUGGAAAAAAGACGGCGAUAGAGAUCUGGGAUGCUAGAGAGCAUUGUUGA
This is a messenger RNA of Botrytis porri, 1869 nucleotides long. RefSeq lists its product as uncharacterized. Bases 1 to 1869 code for a protein of 622 amino acids. The transcript is spliced from 2 exons. NCBI's taxonomy places the organism in Eukaryota, Fungi, Ascomycota, Leotiomycetes, Helotiales, Sclerotiniaceae. The record is from RefSeq and is a predicted model, not a curated record.